AUGAGUGACAAUGACCUGAAAACUCACCCAUUGGUCGUGUUGGUUUCUGAUAACGGAGAACCCUCAUUGUCAGCGACUGUGUCUAUUGAUGUAGUGGUGGUUGAAAGUACAGGUGAAAUCCAGACUCAAUUCAGAAAUGUACCGAGAACGGAGGAGAGCUUCUCUGAUUUAAACCUGUAUUUGCUGAUCGCCAUUGCCUCGGUGUCAGUGAUAUUUUUACUGAGCCUCAUCAGUUUAAUAGCUGUAAAAUGCCACAGGACAGACGACAGUUUCAGCAGGUACAGCGCCCCAAUGAUCACCACACAUCCUGACGGGAGCUGGUCUUACUCUAAAUCUACUCAGCAGUAUGACGUGUGUUUCAGCUCAGACACACUGAAGAGUGACGUAGUGGUUUUCCCCGCACCAUAUCCACCUGCAGAUGCAGAGCUGAUCAGUAUUAAUGGAAAUGACACGUUUAACAGGACUCAAACAUUACCAAACCAGGAGAAGGUAAGAGUAAUACGCUUCAGGAAUGUGUGAAUGUGUUUUAAACUCCAGCUUCGGUACUGCAGUUUUUGAGAUAAUGACAGAGAUUUAUCAAAUGGUUUCAGAGUUAUCAUACAUAUGUUUGCAUGGUACAUUUCGUUUUUGAUAUCUUAUGAGAAUAUUUGUGGGCAUAAAUUGCUAGGAAAUGUGCAUAAGAACAUAGCCGUGAAAGCACAGACGCUCUCCGUGGUGCUGAAACAGUUAGCUUUCUUUCGUUUCGAAGGGCAGAAGCCUUUUCGGAUCGAUGCUUUUCAUCGUUGAAAGUGGAAUUGACUUAUUCAAGUGAUGUAGAAAGUUGGUUUGAAAUCUAUUUUUUGCUCUCUGCUUUAUCUUCCCCAUGAACAUUCAAUAUGGCAUUUUUCUAUUUUAUAUGGGCGAUCAAUAGGGCCUCCUGUAUUUGGUUUCCUGAGUCUUCGUCAGCUGUCCUUAUUACUACCCUGUAUCACCACGACUUUACAUGACUAUUGAUACUCAUUUUAAUUGUUCCCCAGUGUUUACCGUUUUACACGUCCCAAUUUGAGCAACUGUAUUCAAACUUGACUCUAUCAUGUGGUUGAUUCAUAGUUAGUACAACAUUGGCCACUGGCUACGUUUACAGUCAUAUUUUCUAUUUGCUUACUACUAUCACAAUAAGUUAAUGAUGUGGUAUAAACAUAUUAAUUAAAUCAAACAAGUAACACAUGGUGUCGCUAUAGACCACGAAUGGGAGAGGAGUCACUGAUAUUAUAUGACUCCUCCUCUCUGAAUGAAAAAAGAACACCGUCACAUGUCCGGAGCGCUUUGUCAAGAGAAACACUCGAAUUGUGAUGAUAGGAAGAGGGCUGGGUUGUGUGGAUCUCUUACUUGACGGAUUUUUGUGGUUUUAAUGGACAUGCGACUUCGAUUUCUGGAAUAAUACGCUUUGUACAAGCAGCGAUGGGUCGUCGAAUACAAAGAGAAAGCAUUUGGAUUCAGUGCGUCGCGUUGUUUUGUUUAUUUGACUGGUCUGCAGCGCAGAUCUCUUACUCCGUUUCAGAGGAGGUGGACAAAGGCACGUUUGUGGGGAAUCUAGCUAAGGAUUUAAACCUUAAUGUACAGGAACUGGAGUCGAGGGGUUUAAGGAUUGUAUCGGGACAGAGUAAGCGGUAUUUCGAUGCCAAUUUAAAAACAGGGGUUCUGUACAUUAAUGAGAGGAUAGAUCGAGAGGAGCUUUGUUCGAAUGCGAUGAAGUGUUCGCUAAACAUACAGGCCAUAUUGAGCCAUCCUACGCAGCUCCACCGCAUUGAGGUUAAUAUUUUAGACGUAAAUGACAAUGCACCAUCUUUCCUUGAAAAAUUCUACUCAUUCAACAUUUCUGAAUCAUCAUCCACAGGCGAGCGAUACCUUUUACCGAUAGCAAUUGAUUCAGACACGGGCAGUAACUCGGUAAAGAGUUACAAGCUGAGCCCGAGUGAACACUUCUCCCUGGAUGUACAGAGCGGUGGAGAGCAGAGUGUGUCUGCUGAGUUAGUGCUGCAGAAAGCUUUAGACCGAGAGAAACAACCCGUUAUCCAGCUAACACUGACUGCUGUAGAUGCAGGAAAACCUCCACGAUCUGGGACAUUGCUGAUAAUAGUGAAUGUAAUUGAUGCCAAUGAUAAUUCACCCACGUUCAGUAAGCCGCUGUACAAGGUUCGCGUUAAUGAAAAUGUUCCGUUCGGAACUAGAGUGAUUCAGCUAAAUGCCACAGAUUUAGAUGAGGGAGUCAACGGUAAAGUUGUAUUUUCCUUUAUCAAACGUGGUAACGUGAACCCCUCUGAUAUGUUUGAUAUAAAUUCAGACACUGGAGAAAUCACAGUUAAGGGAAGUUUGGAUUAUGAGGAAAGUCCUGCAUAUGAAAUUCGUGUGCAGGCGACUGACCAAGGCUCAUCACCCCGUAGUGCACACGGUAAACUAUUAGUGGAAGUUAUUGAUUUGAAUGACAAUUUCCCAGAAAUAUAUGUGACGUCACUCAUGAGCCCAGUGAAAGAGGAUGCGGAGAUAGGGACAGUGGUCGCCUUGGUGACAGUUACAGAUAAAGAUGGUGGUAAAAAUGGCCUCACUAACAGUAAACUUGUUGGGCCAGUGCCCUUUAAAUUGAAAUUGAAUUAUAAAAACGAUUAUUCACUAGUGGUUGAUGGGCCUCUAGACAAAGAGAGUGCUUCUCAGUAUAAUGUCACCAUCACAGCUACGGAUGAAGGGACCCCGCCUCUCGCCAGCACCAGCGUUAUUACUGUAGACGUUUCUGAUGUCAAUGACAACGCUCCUCGCUUCUCAGAACCCGUGAUUAAUGUUUAUGUCAAAGAGAACAGUCCGGUAGGUGAGGUCAUUUAUAAGAUGUCUGCUUUUGAUCCUGAUUCAGAUGACAAUGCAAAGAUGA
Coregonus sp. 'balchen' is the source of this 2902-nucleotide messenger RNA. The record is from the annotation of a GenBank genome assembly. Lineage: Eukaryota; Metazoa; Chordata; Actinopteri; Salmoniformes; Salmonidae.